CCCGUUUCUGUCGCACUUUUUCGUAAAGCCGUAAAGCCUUGACAUAACUCUGUCUUCGUCCUAUUCAAGAUGUCCAUGCAACCCGUUCGCACUCUCUUCACAACACCCCACCAUGUCACUCGCGGAGGCCAUGCCCCAGCAUGCCAUCACAUCCUCCAGUAGCACGCCCAGCUCGUCCAACCGCGACUUGACCGCGUCCAACCGCGAUGCGAACGCGAAUGCAAACACGCACUCGAACUCCAGCGCGAAGCCGCGAGAAGGCCAGGGAUUUGAGUUUACGAGGCGGAAACGGUGGGCAGACCUGCUGGUUACGGAGCUACGCGAGGCGAUUGUUCUCGUCCUGUCGCCCACCUGCAAGGUCUGGUAUUGUGGUGCGGCGGUAGAAGAACUACUCGGAUGGAAGGACGAGGAGUUGGUAGACGGUGACAUUGCGGACCUUAUGAACGUCGACGACCGCUCCAGCUUCCGCAGUCAGUUCCAGGAGAGCAUGCAGACGAAGAGUUCGCUCCUCGCCUAUGCGCGUCUGCAAUGCAAGAACGAGUUCUACAUGGCAAGCGACUAUUCAUCGCGUCCUCGCGAGGUGCUCUUCGAAAUUACCGGCAAACCGCAUUACUUCUCCGACUCGGGCGAGUUCAGGUGCUUCUUCGCUGCGGCCAAGCCCUACCCAAGCCGGAACACUGCAAUGGUGAACACGUUCCUGGAGCUCAAGAUGGAGAACGAACGGCUAGAACAGCGCGUCACUCAUCUUCGCGCACAGGCCAAAGCUUUGAACGUGAUGUAUCCAUCAUCCUCCCCCGCGCCCUCGUCGACUUCCCCUGGCAGUCGGUUCACGCAGCAGGUCGCUCAACGCACCGAAAACGGCUACUAUAGCGGCUACGGUGACACCCCAGUUGGUAACACUAGCCUAGACAGUCAAGUGCAAGACGACGCAGACGACGACGGUACGGAUCCAAAUGGAUCCAGAAAGAAGGCCAAACGGCCGUUCACCGCACCAGAGCACCACGUCUGCCAGACUUGUGGUCGCACGGACUCGCCAGAAUGGCGCAAGGGUCCUGGGGGACCUAAGACCCUUUGCAACGCAUGCGGCUUACGCUGGGCCAAGAAAGUGCGCACAGACAAGUCGGGCGAAGGGAAUGGGAGCAACCCUGAUGGCGACUCAUUCAUCUUCUGAGCUUCGAGUGUCGCAUGCCAUCCCCGGUUGGUCUGGUAUUCCUAUUCUUCUUGGGACGGUCACAUACGCAGCCACCGACGUUUUGUAGCAUAUAUCAUGGAGCAUACCUUUCUUGAGACUUUCUUGGGGCACAACUGGGGCACGGACUUGUUGCCAUCCAUCUCGCCAUGAUGGGAACAUUUUGUGUGCAUUGACGUCUGUGCUAACUGAUACAUGCUGAACAGAACAUAGC
Molecule: messenger RNA, 1403 nt
Organism: Fomitopsis serialis
Lineage: Eukaryota; Fungi; Basidiomycota; Agaricomycetes; Polyporales; Fomitopsidaceae
Exons: 5
Coding region: 113-1171 (352 amino acids)
Biological process (GO): regulation of DNA-templated transcription
Molecular function (GO): protein binding; sequence-specific DNA binding; zinc ion binding
Source: RefSeq, a predicted model, not a curated record